UUCAAGAUGGCGGCGGCGCUGCAGCGCAUUGUUUCCUCGCUGCCUGCGAGGGGACCGCUACUAGCAUCAGUCGGAGUGCCCGGCACCAGUGUAGUGCAGCUCCAGUGCGUGCGAGGUGCUGCCAAGGGUAACCGUGCCUGCCGCCAGGGUCCCACGGCAAGAGGCCAGAAGCUGAAUGUCUACAUUCACAAUGGCAUGAUUGCGCACAAAGGAGACGUGAUUGUCAAACAGAACCGACUUAGGUUUCACCCGGGACUAAAUGUGGUGUUUGGGCACACUCGACAGACACUGAUCGCCGCCGUUGAGGGACGCGUCAUGCUGACGCGAGAGAAGGUGGACCUGGACUUCAGCCACCCGCGCGUGCAGAAGUUCUACGAAGGGCGAAACACGGAGGCCCUGUACAAGAAGUACUUCCACGUCAUUCCCGAACCCCAGGGACAGACGUUCCGGCUCGUUUCGCAGAUCUAGAAAUUUUGUGGCAAACUAUUAGAGCGUUCAAAGAAUAAAUACGUCUAGUGCAACAUGCA
Messenger RNA from Rhipicephalus microplus (southern cattle tick), 527 nucleotides. RefSeq names its product mitochondrial ribosomal protein L27 (gene mRpL27). Gene Ontology annotation, molecular function: structural constituent of ribosome. Gene Ontology annotation, biological process: translation. The record is from RefSeq and is a predicted model, not a curated record. Lineage: Eukaryota; Metazoa; Arthropoda; Arachnida; Ixodida; Ixodidae. Gene Ontology annotation, cellular component: mitochondrial large ribosomal subunit; ribosome.